CGCUCUGGCUCGCGCUGCUGCUGCACAAUAAUCCAACAUGGAGUGAUCCGAGAUGGGGCUCGUCGGGGCCACCCUCAGCAACAUCAACGCACACUUCAACUAAGGGAUUUGUUUCGGAGAUACAUUGAAGCGCUUUUAAACGACCAAGCUGUGGGAAAUUGUUCGGGGUAUCUGUAGAGCUGUAUGUGUAUGUUUUUAUUCCAAGAUCCUCCAACAUCAGCAACUGGUUAGAUCCAGUGAAGAAAAGAAACGAAAAACCCAUCAAGACGGAGACGAAGAGAGAGAGAGAGAGAGAGAGAGAGAGAGAGAGAGAGAGAGAGAGAGAGCAAAACACUUCAACACCACAAAGAACAACAAAACACACUAACGUUAUAGCUGAAGGAAAUGUGAGGGAUUAUCUGGAUACGAGUGACAUAAAAAUGAAGAACGACACGAGUGCACCCGCUGUGGGAUUUUUUUGUAGGUGAAUCGAGAAAAAUGAUUGAAGAAACACACCCAAACGAUGACAGUUACAUCGUGCGCGUCAAAGCGGUGGUCAUGACCCGAGAUGACUCGAGCGGAGGCUGGCUGGCACAGGAAGGAGGGGGUCUCAGUCGGGUGGGUGUCUGUAAGGUGAUGCCUGCUGAGCUGACCGGCCGCAGCGACUUCCUCAUCCACGGCGAGCGCCUCAAAGACAAGCAGGUGAUCUUGGAGUGUUUCGUGAGGAAGGAUCUCAUUUACACAAAGGCCACGCCCACAUUUCACCACUGGAAGGUCGACAAUAAAAAAUGUGGCUUAACGUUCCAGAGCCCCGCUGAUGCCCGUGCCUUCGACAGGGGGGUGCGGAAAGCCCUGGAAGAUUUAAUGGAGGGUUCCACAACUUCCUCUUCAACACUCCAAAAUGAGGCUGAGCUCGGGGAUGACGAUGUGUUCACGACCGCCACUGAUAGCUCUUCAAAUUCGUCUCAGAAGAAAGAACAUCUGCUGGCCACCUCCACGUUCUACGAGCCCCAUCCGCAUCGCUGCAUCCUGCAGUACCGGCCGCCCGAGCGCUACAGUCUGGAUCAGAAGUUCUCCAGGAACCUCUUUCCCUUCGAGGAAGAGGAGAUCGUCCGCAUCAACCCGCGCGAGCGCUGGCUGAUCACGGGCUACGAGGACUACCGAUACGCCGCCGUACCGGACAAGUUCGUCCAGGCCGAAGACUCGGACUCAUACGUUCACAUCGAAAAGAACGAACCCUUAAAGCAUGACUACAACUACCCGUAUGUGCCCAGCUCUGACUUCAGCCAGUGCGACCUCAAGAGCCACUGCGCGGGCACAGAGGGCGGCGUGGUGGCCUCACAGCCGCGGGCUUUUAAGCUCAAGGGCAAGCGGAGGAAAGAGGACGGUGAGCGCUCGCGCUGCGUCUACUGCCGGGACAUGUUCAACCACGAAGAGAACGGGCGCGGGCAGUGCCACGACGCGCCCGACCCCAUCCGGACCUGCAUCCACCGGGUCAGCUUCAUGUGGUGCGCGGACAGCAUGCUCUACCACUGCAUGUCCGACCCGGAGGGUGACUACUCCGACCCGUGCUCUUGCGACACCAGCGAGGAACGUUUCUGUCUGCGCUGGACGGCCCUGCUGGGUCUGUCGGUGCUGGCGCCCUGUCUGUGCUGCUACCCGCCGCUGCACAUGUGCCACCGCUGCGGCGUGGCCUGCGGCUGCUGCGGGGGAAAGCACAAAGCCGUCGGCUGAGCCCCCGCUGCCCCCCUCCCGAACAAACCCUACGCAGGCCCCUCAGAACGUUAGCACUGAGGAGGGCAGGAAUGGAAAUACCAGACACGGGCGGCUCGCCGGAGCUUUUCCUUUCGGUUCCGCAACGAAUUGGUGCAUUUAAAUGGCUUGAAAAACUUUUCCUGCUCUUUUGUUUUGGUUUUAUAUGAAAUAUAUAUAAAUAUAUAUAGAAAUAGAAAUAUAUGUUUAUAUAUAUGUGUUCUGUUCUUCCCCUUUUAUUGUGGAUGUGUCUUUGAAUUCCUUGUGAACGAAAUCGCCAUUCUUGUCAGGUGGCUCCCGGAGCCCACGUGUCACGCAUCACUUAUGCAGGUACUUUAUAUUUUUUACACUGAUUUUACUUUUCAAGAACUUGAAUCGCUUGUCGUUUUUAUGUCGCGUGUGCUUGAUUUCGCCAUCUGUUGUUUCGAUCUCGUGUCGGUCCAGCAAAGGAAGGUGUUUAUAGCUGUUUACUCUUCCCGAGCGGCUCCUUACGUGAACCGACACUUAUAUCCCAAGCCCUUUAACCAUUAAGAACAAUAACAAUGAGAUUAGCUUGAGACACUAAAUCUGUAGUUGAGUGGACCGGUUCGAAUGGGUUUUUAAUGCGUUCGAUGGAGAGCGUGUCGAUGCCUGUGUGUAUGCGUGCUUGUUGUAAAGGAAUGAUAACAUUGUAUCACAGCAUAGUAUUGUUGUUAUAAUAUUUAAGCCAAAUUUACAUAAGCUGCAUUGAGAGUAUAUGUAAAUACUGUAUACUCGUAUGUAUAUGUUUAAAAAUCAAAUUAUUGUAAUCAUCUUCAACAGCCACUGCUGGUCUACAGUUUCCUUAUUGUCGACGUAAGGGUAGCUUUUACGUUUAAGCAUAUUUGAUAUCCAAAGAUUAUUUUUGUCAUAUUUAUUUUCACGGUAAAUUGAAUCACCAGCCAAAGGGAGAGAAAAAACGUUGGGCAGAGACUCGCAGCCAUAUGGGAAAAGAUGAGUUUCCAGCAAGCCCACACUGCUUACUCUGCAGAAAUAUCCUUUCCUCGUUCACUAGUUUUGUCUUGUUGUCCAGAAAGAAUGUCUGAGCAAGAUACAAGGUAAAAUUGUGCACAUUUUUUAUUCGCCCUUUAAAAGAAACUGUAGAUAAAAUGUCUUUUUUCUUCAAAUAGAUCUUAUUUUCGUGGUGUUCGGAAAUGCAGAGCAAGACAAAAAUAUUGAUGAAGUAAAGGUUUUUUUGUAGUCUAUUUGAUUUUAUAUACUCAAGAGGGAAACACUAAACUUUUCUCCUUGCUGACAGAUGGCUCAUAAUUUGUCUAUAGAAAAGAAAAGGAAGGAAGGAAUUGUUGUCUCAAAGAUGUUUCCAACUCCAAUCCUGUUCUCAGAAAAACGGAAACCGAAAAAUAAGCUCGAUUUUAGGGUGCUUCAAAGAGGGACGUUUGCCAAACCGAUCUCCAGUUUCUUCAUUACAAUAAUGCUACUUAACGCCUUAAUUUUGUCUCACGAAAGCGAGACCUUAUGAGAGGACGGUAAAACCAAUCAGUGCUGUUUCUCAAAGAAGUAAAAAUAUUUUUCUAUCGUGUGAAAAGAGAAAAAAGAACAUCCCAAUGCGUAGGCCUUUAUGUUAAAUACAAAGAUCAUGCUCCAGUGUGGGAGUCAAAAGGCAUGGUACAAUCUGUGAGACAGCUCGUAUGCGUCGUCUCCGUCACCUCACUUCAUGGGUAACCAGUCACCUUCCCCAGUAGUGGUUUAUGCUUUCUCGGAAUAAAUCAUUGACCGACAGAGCGUUACACUGCAUAGAUAUUCAAACUGUAUGUGAGCAGUCACGUGAAUGUACAGCACGCAUCGAAAUGCCUGAAAUCAUGUUCUUAAAAAUAAAGGUUCUUUACAUUUUCUGUCAUUGUAGAUUCAGAACCGCAGAGUUCUGGACCAGAUGUUUUUUGGAUUUGAAUGUUAUAUUUUAUGUUCAUUUUGGCUCUAGUUCUUAUCUGUUAAAGUCAAAAUCGACCACAUUUACCUUCAUAAUGGACAUUCCAUAUCGCGCACAAUUCCUCUGUGCAUAUUAUUUCAAAAAAGUACAAAAUUGUGUCUGUAAUCUAUCAAAAUGUACUCCUCCCCUUCAACCUCCUGACUUCUGGUAUGCCUACUUUUCACAGUCUAAUCAAUUACGAAUAAUAAAUCCAUAUUUUUCUUGUUUAAUAUCCUGUUUUGCUUUAAAAUAUGUAACAGUAAAAUUGCUGUUGACUUUGAAAGAGUUCUUUAAAGGGCCAGUACAAUGAUGUCCAAAAGUCUGAGACCACCAGAGAAAAUGUUUGUAUGACAAAAUCUGACGAUUUAUUUCGGGAACCUUUAUUUUUAAGAGUGUAGAGAGGAUACUAUGUGUUAGACAUCUAAUGCCUCUGUCAUUCACUGGAGUCCGUAUGUGACGGGCGGCAGAGAGGAUGCAGACCUCUGCAAUGAUGUGUCAGCUGUCACUGUGUCCUUCAUUCACCACGUGUCCUUUCUGUAUCCGAAUCUGUCAGCGUCUGCAAUACCAGUGUCAUCCAAGCUCAGAAAAGAGCCGAGUUUUAUUUUUCUAUCUGUGGUAAUGGAACGUUAACCAAAUGCAUUCUGUCUGAACGACUGUCCUGGUGGAUCAUCCACACACAUUUACCUGUUAAAAAGUGCCUGAAGCGUAUUGUUAAUCUAUCUCCUUGUAUAUUAAAAACCGAAAAGAACCAGAAAAAGUCGAAAAUGAAACCCUGUUGUAUUGAUCAGUUUUGUUUUUUACGAUCCAAAUUUUUACCUCUGUAAAAAGCAAAAAACACUCAAAAAAAAUCUAUAUCAAGUGUAUGAUGUACAUUUUUAUUUCUAUUUUUUUUAACCGUUUCUAACAUGUACGAUCGAUGUAGCUCCUGCUUUUAGGAAAAGACGGGAUGGAAAGAAAGGACUUUGUAAAUACAAGUUGAUCAUAUCAGAGCUACGUGACGGCCUGGCCGCUGUGUAGAUCUACAUGUUUGUCAUAGGUCCCAAUAAAAAUGAAAGAAACCAG
This is a messenger RNA of Triplophysa rosa, 4738 nucleotides long. It is a transcript of the gene spred2b, whose product is annotated as sprouty related EVH1 domain containing 2b. Gene Ontology annotation, cellular component: membrane. Bases 478 to 1713 code for a protein of 411 amino acids. Gene Ontology annotation, molecular function: protein kinase binding. The record is from RefSeq and is a predicted model, not a curated record. NCBI's taxonomy places the organism in Eukaryota, Metazoa, Chordata, Actinopteri, Cypriniformes, Nemacheilidae. Gene Ontology annotation, biological process: multicellular organism development; negative regulation of MAPK cascade. The transcript is spliced from 6 exons.